UCUUGUGUUACAGAAACGAAAAUCCGUUUCAUCUGGCUCAAUUGCGAGAACGAAAGGCGUAAUAGUUCAACGGCUGCCAUCAUUUAUAUUAAAAAGAAAAGAAACUAAAUUACAUAUACAGUAUAUGAGGCUGCGUAAUCGCAACUUUAUUGUAACAGAUAUACCAUACUCGACAUGUGAUAGAAACCACGUGUUAAAACGAUGGUGACAGCCUUCGUGACCAAAUCUUGUCUUCAUGACGAUGCACAUCACGUGGGUGAACCGGAAACACCCAAAACUUGUCUGCUUAAAUAUUCUGUUGCUGGGUGUGGAUAUCAUCCAACUUGAAAGUAUAAGUGAAGAAAUAUGAAGCUUUUAUUAAGAAGUUUAUGUUUUUCGAUAUUACUUUCGUUUUCUUUGCAAAAGGAAAAAGUUCCUGUUGUUACAGAUAAAGUAGAAUUUGAUAUAACUAUUGGUGGUAAAGAUGCUGGAACAAUUGUUCUUGGGCUAUAUGGUGAAAUAGUUCCUAAAACAGUAAAAAAUUUCUUAGCUUUUGCUGGAGAAGGUUAUAAUGGAAUGAAAUAUGAAGGAUCUACUUUUCAUAGAGUAAUUAAAGAUUUUAUGAUCCAAGGUGGUGAUAUUAUCAACAGAGAUGGUAGUGGAUCUACUAGUAUCUUUGGAACUAAAUAUUUUGAUGAUGAAUAUUUAGAUUUGAAACAUGAUCCUGGUGUCAUAAGUAUGGCAAAUUCUGGAAAGAACACUAAUGGAUGCCAAUUUUUCAUUACAACUGUCAAUACUAAUUGGUUAGAUGGUCAUCAUGUUAUUUUUGGUAAAGUUUUGGGAGGAAUGGACAUUGUUCACAAAAUAGAAAAUGUAAAAACAGAUUCUGAAGACCAUCCAGUUGAUACUGUUGUAAUUAAGAGUUCCAGAGUUGUGCCUGUAUAACAUUGAACAUAGGUUUUUUUUAAAAAUUUAUUUCUUAUAUAUUUGAAUAAUUUGCUAAAUCAUAUUUAAAAUAAAAAAAAUAAAAUAAUAAUAAUAAUAAUAAUAAUGCACUUAAUAAUCAGUGAUCUCUCUAAACAAAACCAUGUGACUUGUGCAAGAAUAAUUAACUCAUUUUUAUUUACAUAAAAAAAAACAAAUUUUUUACAUUUAAUAUUUAAAAAUUUUUAUAGAAUGUAAAUGUCAAAUAAUUUUAUUGAUUGAUAUAAAAUUUAUUUUGUAAAAUAAGAAAAAUAAUAUAAUUAUAAAAUUUAGUUUCUAUUUUAUAAAUAAACUAUAAAUUUUGGUUUUUGAAGAGUUUGUUCUAGAACUUCUUGUAAUUGAAUCAUUUAGUGGAAAAAAA
Messenger RNA from Centruroides sculpturatus (bark scorpion), 1324 nucleotides. RefSeq names its product peptidyl-prolyl cis-trans isomerase B-like. The transcript is spliced from 4 exons. NCBI's taxonomy places the organism in Eukaryota, Metazoa, Arthropoda, Arachnida, Scorpiones, Buthidae. Gene Ontology annotation, molecular function: peptidyl-prolyl cis-trans isomerase activity. The record is from RefSeq and is a predicted model, not a curated record. Bases 346 to 924 code for a protein of 192 amino acids. Gene Ontology annotation, cellular component: intracellular membrane-bounded organelle. Gene Ontology annotation, biological process: protein folding; protein peptidyl-prolyl isomerization.